Molecule: messenger RNA, 1899 nt
Organism: Bursaphelenchus okinawaensis
Lineage: Eukaryota; Metazoa; Nematoda; Chromadorea; Rhabditida; Aphelenchoididae
Source: the annotation of a GenBank genome assembly
AUGGAAAUUGAUCAAGAGGUAUCGUCAUCAGGAUACUCGUCAAGCUCUUCCUACUCGAUAUUGGGUUACAAUAAGGUAGGUCUACGUUAUGUGGUCACUUUUGGUUUAAAGACGUAAUUUAUGUUGUUUAUUGUGUGGAAUUGCAUAGUCGUAAUCAUUUAUAAUUAAUACCUAAUUAAUAAUUUGAUAUAUCAUAUAAUAAUCGUUUUCAUUGCAGGCAAAACGCGGGGCUGUCAACUUCGAGAUGCUUCAAUCUGAUCGGGAAUGCCUUGGACUGGGGCCACAAACCUCCACCUAUUCAAAUGAGACUCGUUAUUUGGAAAUGAGACAUAGACUGAAAACCGAAAUGUCGCUUAAAGAGGAUCGAAUGGCCCGUCAGCAGCUUUUGAAGAACAAAAGGAAACGAACGCGACAAGCUAUCAUCGAGCAAAACCGACCGUUCUUCGUGUCCGACGACAACGAUACGAUAGUCGAGCACGACGACGAUGAGGAUGUUGUGUACGAGAUGGGAGACAUCAGCCCGAAGAUGUUCAACGAACUCGACGGCGGAGUCUACAUAGAUGAAGUCGACAUCGUGGACAUGACCGACGAUGGGAUCGAAAACUGUUUGGACAUGUUGUGUGACAUCGACGAGAGCGACCUCAGCGAGAGCGAGCUCAGUUUCUUCGGUUGUGACACGGAUACGGAACGCGAAGAAGAUGGAUACACUACGGCUGAUUUCGACGAUACCGACCCCGAGUCGGACGCGGAGAUAGCCGACAUUGCCCUUCUGCAGUCGGUUGGCUCCACCGAAGAGGAGAUCGUGAGGAUACGAUUCCCGUUCAUGUCAAUGAGGGUCUUCCUAUCGGAUGUCUACUGCCUCAUGGACGACGCCUUCGUCAACGACACCAUCGUGGACUUCUGUUUGAAUCACAUGGUCUUCAACGAACUGCCAGAAGAUGUGUACAAAAUCCACACCUUCCCGUCUACCUUCUUCUACUACCUUCAGAUGCAAUUGUUCCGUGAAGGAAGCUCAAAGGACGAUGCUCCAGCUCAGAGGUUGAUGAGACGUUUCUCCAGGUUGGCUCCAUUUGUUGAGAAUCUUGACAUCUUCGAAAAUGACUUCUUGGUGUUCCCUAUGAACGACAUGAACCAUUGGUAAGGCCUUAAUGAUCUUGUAAAUUGAGUUUUUAUGAAAUUUGAGUUCGAACUGUGAUAGUGUUUUUAUAUGUAAUAUAAUGAGCACAAAGUAUUAUCUAGCAAAUGUUUUUAGGUCGUUGUGCAUCGUAUGUUGUCCACAGUUACUGCUCGACGAAGACCAAAGAGCUCACAUGGAGAAGAGCAAUGUCAUCGCACCAAAACCAUGCAUAAUCAUGUUCGACUCGCAAUACAACGAACAGCCGAACCUCGAGAAGUACGGUGGUCAUAUUCGUGAAUUCUUACAGUUUGCUUACAUUUACAACCAUGGUUACUGCGACAAUCUGAGCGACAGGUUUUCGGAAGACAAACUCAAGAUCAUCUACCCACAGAGACUGCCACAACAGACCAACAUGUACGACUGUGGAUUAUACUUGCUCGAGUACGCCAAGAACUUCUUCAUGAACCCUCCAAAUAUGGUAAGAAUUGUUUCUGAGGACAUAUUUUAUUGUCAUGGCCAUGAUCAUAGUACUUGAAGUUAUCAAAAUUGGAACGGUUCUUUUGACGAAAGUCUUUAAAAUUGUUCGCAAUUCGUUAACCUUGAAUUAAUUGUGUUUUAAACUGAAAGUUAAUUGUAAAUCUUUAUAGGAGAAAGCCACUACCUGCUUCGACUUCUUGGCUGAGUACCCUCAAUUCAGCACGACCAACAAACGUGCUGCUUUGCGUCGGGAGAUCUUGAGUAUGAACGAACAGUACGAGUCACUUCUGAAGCACGAGCUCUGA